AUGGCUAAAGAAGACCCUACCAACGCAUCCAGCGUCAGAAAAGAUCGCAUUGUCACAAACUCUCAGGGCAAUCCGAUCAACGAGCCCUUUGCCUCGCAGCGCGUGGGACAGCACGGACCACUGCUGCUGCAAGACUUCACGUUGUUGGACUCACUGGCGCAUUUCAACCGUGAACGUAUCCCAGAACGGAAUCCACACGCACACGGAUCCGGUGCGUUCGGGUACUUUGAAGUGACCGACGACAUCUCGGAUGUAUGUGGAUCGGCCAUGUUCAACAAGAUCGGCAAGCGGACCCGCUGCAUGACACGGUUUUCCACCGUGGGCGGCGAAAAGGGCUCUGCAGACACUGCCAGAGACCCUCGUGGCUUCUCUACCAAGUUCUACACCGAGGAGGGCAACCUGGACUGGGUUUACAACAACACACCCGUGUUUUUCAUUCGGGACCCAGCCAAGUUUCCUCACUUCAUUCACACCCAAAAGCGCAAUCCUCAGACCAACUUGAAGGACGCUGACAUGUUCUGGGACUUUUUGACCACGCCCGAAAACCAAGUGGCUAUUCACCAGGUGAUGAUCCUUUUCAGCGAUCGCGGCACGCCGGCGUCCUACCGCACCAUGAACGGCUACUCUGGUCACACCUACAAGUGGUCCAACAAGAAGGGCGAGUGGUACUACGUCCAAGUCCAUAUCAAGACUGAUCAAGGCAUCAAAAACCUCAACAACGAGGAAGCCGUCAAGCUCUCUGGUGAAAACCCAGACUACUGCGGCCAAGACCUUUUCAAAAGCAUCAAAGAGGGAAACUGCCCCUCAUGGACUGUUUACAUCCAAACUAUGACCGAAGAGCAGGCCAAACAGCAGAAUUUCUCUGUCUUUGACCUCACCAAGAUCUGGCCCCACAAACAGUUCCCAUUGCGUCGGAUCGGUAAAAUGGUGCUUAAUGAAAACCCUCAAAACUACUUCGCUCAAGUGGAGCAAGUUGCCUUUUCUCCCAGCCACACCGUGCCAUACCAAGAGGCUAGUGCCGACCCGGUCUUGCAGUCGCGUUUGUUUGCGUAUCCCGACGCCCACAGACACAGAUUGGGCGCCAAUUACCACCAGAUCCCGGUCAAUUGUCCAUACGCCUCCAAAGCUUUCAACCCCUCUAUCAGAGAUGGUCCUAUGAAUGUGGAUGGCAAUUUGGGCUCUGAACCCAACUACCUAUCUACUGCCAAGACUUACAACUACAUCCAGGCCUCCAAGCCCAUCCAGCAGCAUCAAGAGGUUUGGACUGGUCCGGCAAUGCCGUUCCACUGGGCCACUUCCCCAGGAGACGGAGAUUUCGUCCAGGCUCGUGGUCUUUACAAAGUCCUUGGCCGUACCCCAGGUCAGCAGGAGGCUCUAGCGCAUAACGUGGCCGUGCACGUUGCCCACGCCUGUCCUGAGAUCCAGGAAAGAGUAUUCUCGAUGUUUUCCCGCGUGGACAAGACGCUAGGCGACAAGAUCAAGCGUGAAGCUCUGUCGGUGGCACCCCGUCGUUCAACAAACCCACAAGCCAAACUUUAG
Molecule: messenger RNA, 1539 nt
Organism: Lachancea meyersii CBS 8951
Lineage: Eukaryota; Fungi; Ascomycota; Saccharomycetes; Saccharomycetales; Saccharomycetaceae
Source: the annotation of a GenBank genome assembly